GCCGCGUCUGUCACCAGUGAUUUCUUCAUGCUAAAUCGCAUAAACCUUCCAGGCCUGUCAUAAUACAAAAUUUCUGUACAUGAUGACAAAUUGAUCAAUCCGGCCUUAAUUAAGCGCCGGUUAUACCUGCCGGCAUGGACUGUUAACGUAUUGUAAACUUUCGCAACAUGAAAAAAUACUGGAUCCAUUAUUUGAGCGCCAAGAAAAAUCGUUGCGCUAACCAGAAAAGUUUAUCUUUUGGAGACUCUAGAAAAUAUACUUUUACGAGAAUUACCUAAUAUCAAUAACAAUCAAUGAUGGCGAGCCGAAAACCACGAAUUCAACCUGGCCUGACAAAGACGCAGGCACUACGACAGGCGAGAAGUGCCACUGUAGUAAAAGAAUAUGAACAGAAGGAAACAGGGCGACAACCACAACCAGUUUUAAUAGACCCUAGCAAAAGGCGACAAUAUAUUUCAGCCGAGCCGAGGAGAGUCGAAUUUGCCAGACCAACUAUGACAAAGGCGAUGAUGGCCCGAGUAAAGCAUGCGGAGAAGUUCAAGCAGGAAUAUGAACAUAAACGAGAGCAAUCUAUACCGCGAAGGAGGCCAAGAAGGACACUUCCACCGAUCGGUGGUGAUCCUAGGUGA
This is a messenger RNA of Trachymyrmex cornetzi, 629 nucleotides long. RefSeq lists its product as uncharacterized. The transcript has 2 exons. Lineage: Eukaryota; Metazoa; Arthropoda; Insecta; Hymenoptera; Formicidae. The record is from RefSeq and is a predicted model, not a curated record. The coding region runs from base 294 to 629 and encodes 111 amino acids.